AUGUCAGAUAAAAAAAUACCUUUACAUGAACAAGUGAUAAUCGGUUUUCAAGAAGAAAGCAGUGCAAUAAAAAUUAAGCAAAAAAAUGAGGUGAACAUUGUAACGGAGAAUGGAAUAGACAAGCAGCUGUCAAUAAAAUUAGAUAGCUUAGAAACGAAUAGUCGUCUGCAAGAGGAAAUCAUCAAAGUAGAGGACGGUAAAGAAAAUGAAUCAUCAGAAAAUCGUAUAGUGGCGACCGAAACAAUUGAAGUGAUCACGAAAAAAAUUGUUGAUAGUGGAAUUGAUUUGGAGGGGUUGACUGCGGAUGAGAUUUUGCAGAAGCUUGGUGGCUAUGAUGUUGAACCGAUUACUCGACAACGACAACACAGAGGUAAUAAUGCUAAUAAACAUCUAACGUAUCUUCAAAAAUCCAAAAUACUACGAGCGAUAGAAGAAGCGAGACUAAUUCAAAAAAAGACGCUAGUUGAUAAUGAGGUUGAUGAAAGGGUUUGUGAUAAAGAAGUUAUUGAUAGUUUGCAACAAGAAGAUGCAGAAGAAGAAACUCUACCACCUGACAUUAGCUCUAGAAAUUUUCCUCCCUCGACCAUCCUUUUUAUUACAUUUAAUAAUUCUGUAUUCGUUGAUAACCAAGAGCAACUUCAACAAAAGCUCGAACCAUUUGGCAUUCAACCAAUUUUCCAAAAUUAUCCAGAUCAUCAAGAGCAGCAAGGGAAGGAAGUCACAAAAUUUGUCAUAAAAUGUGCUAUCAAUUCCUGGAUGGCAAAGAAAAAGUUUUCUAUAAUAGUUAGCGCGGAUCAAGAAUACCCCACUUCCAUGAUCACUGCUUUCUUGGGAGAUAUUCGAUUUUUCUGCGAUAAGAAUUCAAUUGAGAUAAUUGUUGCGCGUUUUGGUGUGUACAAGGAAUCAAGGAAGGAUAUAGAGACGCGAUGUUACUAUGCGAAAGCCAACGAUACAAUUUUCUCGAAGAGUUUAGAGCCGGAAACAACAGAAAUUAUGAACUUGAUCGUUUUGUUUUUGUAUAAGUUUGUCUCAGUCAACGCAUCUGAAUUCAUUAUCGACCUUUGUAAUGAUGCGAAGAAUGACCACGUUAAUCACGGGUUCUGUAAUUGUUACAUCGCUUCAACAAUGAUCGAUAAUGAAAUUUGGUCUAGUGUCGAACAUUAUGUACAAGCGCAAAGAUUCACUGAUGCGGAAAUUCGCGCUAAAAUUCGAAAAGCUCCAACUUCUAAUGAAGCACUUUUCAUCGUCCAACAGAAUCUCGACCUACAACGCACAGAUUGGAAUGACGAAUUUCGUCUACGACUGAUCAGACAAGCGGUUUACGAAAAAUUUAUCCAGCAUUCGCCGCUCCGAUAUAAAUUACUUGCCACUUCCGCCAACGAGUUUAAAUUGACAUAUGCUAACUUGUCUAAUACUACAAAUUGCCACGAAAAUGAACGAUUGAAAGAAUGCGUUGAUCUGGCUUCUAUGCAAGAAUCGGAUCUAACUUGGUAUAAUAAUCUAUUAUUGGAAAUUAGAAACCAUUUGUUCGAACAUGAGGUUAAUCCGGUAUAG
Messenger RNA from Ambispora leptoticha, 1554 nucleotides. The record is from the annotation of a GenBank genome assembly. Lineage: Eukaryota; Fungi; Glomeromycota; Glomeromycetes; Archaeosporales; Ambisporaceae.